AUGGCUCAUUGCGAGCGGGUAGCGAAGCCUGUGCUUCAAUGCCUUCGCAAUUCAUACACACGAGCCUUGCCUGGCAUUCAGCUUCAGGCACGUGGCUUCCAGUCAUCUGCUGUAGUCGGAGAUGCGCAGCCCGAGCAGCAGCCAUUCCAUAAAGCCCCGGAUCCGGCACUAGUGUCAAGUCCUCGGCUUGAAAGGCGCUUGAUGCGACAGGGUGUCUCUCCCAUUGGAUCCCGCCGUCGCCGUGCAGCACUCCAGACCUCCGAAGGCAUCCCAUUCGAACAACUGCCCUAUCAAUGCUUCCAGGAGGCCCGGAAUAUUCUCCAGGCAGACCGUGCCGAGAAACUUGAGGAGAUUGAGAAGAUGCGUCAGAAGAUUGCCUAUCAGGAGGCUCUCUCGCCAGAGGAGGCUGGUGGAGAGAACGCGAAGAAGUCCCGUGUGACUGCGAUGCGGCUGCACUUAGAGCGCCUCAAGAUCUCAGCGGACAUCAAUGAUCCAUUGGUGAAGCGCAAGUUUGAAGAUGGCCAAGGUGACAUGAGCAAACCGAUCUACCGCUACCUGACUGAUAGAAAAUGGCGAGAAUACCGACGCAAGCUUCUCGUCCAACGUAUCACACAAAUGAAGGUUAUCCCAGAUGUCCUUGCCCACUGUGAUCCCGUUGUCGACGCCAAACUAUACUUCGGAAGGCGCCAGGUCCAGCCGGGCGACUUCGUGGAGGCCAAGACUAGCAUGGAAGUGCCUAAGCUUAAUGUGCAAAUGUUUGAGGCUGGAGAGAAAUUAGUCACUAUUGCUGUCGUCGACCCUGACGUCCCUAAUGUGGAGAAGGACAGUUUCGACUUCCGGACACACUAUCUUGCUGUGAAUGUGCCCCUCUCAGCUACUUCUCCUCGGAUCGACCUCUCCCAGCUUUCAACUGACUUUCAGGUGGUUCUGCCCUGGCUCCCGCCUGUUGCGCAGAAGGGCAGCCCUUAUCACCGUCUGUCUGUUUUCAUCAUGGAGCAGAAGGAUGCUAAAGCGCUUGAUUAUGCAGCUGUCAAGGCCCAAUCGGCCAGCCGCGAGCAGACCCUCCUUCGCACCCUCGAGUCCCGAUACCAGCUGAAGGCCAUCGGAGCUCAUCUGUUCCGUACCCAGUGGGACGAGACCACGGCAGAAGUCAUGCAAGCAAUUGGUUUCAGCGGAUCGGAUAUGGAGCUGCGCCGCAAGAGGGUCGAGCCUCUUCCAUACAAGAGAAGAAACCCUUCGAGUUUCCGUUAA
Penicillium chermesinum is the source of this 1251-nucleotide messenger RNA. Its product is annotated as mitochondrial 54S ribosomal protein mL38. The coding region runs from base 1 to 1251 and encodes 416 amino acids. The record is from RefSeq and is a predicted model, not a curated record. NCBI's taxonomy places the organism in Eukaryota, Fungi, Ascomycota, Eurotiomycetes, Eurotiales, Aspergillaceae. The transcript has 2 exons.